UUCCUAAGUAAUUUUAGCGAAACAAAUGAAUCAUUCCAAGCAUGUAGAAAUGAUCAGUCAUUAUAGCCAGGGUCAGUAGAUCUGUGCCGAUCGUCGUACGUAUCGUAUCUUAUAAAGUGUUUUAUUACUGUACAUUUUUUGGAAUUUCAAACUUCGUGUUUUAAAUUUGGAAGGCCCUAUAAAAGCAACGAAAUGACACAUAGAUGUAAUGAAAACGAAACUCAAAGAGAAUUGGUAUAUGAUGAUUUAUCUGAUGGACCAAACAACGCAUGCGACGAAAAUGAAUUCAGUGAUAGCAGCGAUAUUCUUGAAUUAAGUGAUGUGAUUAGACAUAGAAAAAAUCUGAGUAGAAAGUAUAAUAUUUCAAGCGAAAGUGAAGAUUCGGAUGUGGAGACUGAUGAGCCUAUAAUUGAAGAAUGGACAAAUGAGGAUACUUUUCCAAAUCUGGAACCUUUUGAAAUAAUUUGUGGUACAACAUCAUUACAAAGAAAUUGCAGCGUGAAAGAAGCUGUUGAUUGUAUAUUUGGCAACGAAUUUUUCCAAAUUAUUUCUGAAGAAACAAAUCGCUAUUACUUACAAAAUGUACAUAAAUAUAAGGCUAUUCAUAAACAAGGAAAAUGGAGAAAUGUCUCAUGUUCCGAAAUAAAAACUUUGUUCGGAAUAUUUAUUUUGAUGGGACAAAUACGAAAGGAUAACAUAAAAGAAUACUGGUCCGUGGAUCCAUAUUUGGCAACACCUAUUUUUUCAAAAUUAAUAAGUAGGAACAGAUUUGAUCAGGUUACGAGGUAUUUACAUUUUAACGAUAACACGAAAAUGAAUGAAAAUAGUGAUAGCCUCUACAAAAUACAACCUGUUUACAAUUAUCUACUAGAAAAAUUUAAAACUGUUUAUACUCCUCAUCAGAACCUAUCGCUAGAUGAAGCCAUGAUCCCUUGGCGUGGAAAAUUAAAAUUUAAAACGUACAAUCCACGUAAACUUACUAAAUAUGAAAUACUUGUACGAGUAUUAUCGGAGAGUCAGACGGGAUAUAUAUGUAAUAUAGAAAUUUAUUGUGGACAAGGCAAAAAACUGCAAGACACGGUAACAACGAUUCUUACACCGUAUUUCGGAUAUUGGCACCAUCUUUAUAUGGAUAAUUAUUAUAAUACUUUGAACAUUGCCGAAUUUUUAUUACAAAAUAAAAUCCGAAUAUGUGGCACAAUACGCGCCAAUAGAUUGCCAAAAUGUUUGAAAACAAAAUCGUUAAAACUACAAAAAGGGGAGAGUAUUUUCAAACGGAAAGGUGAUAUUUUGUUGCAAAUUUGGAAAGAUAAGAGAGAGGUUCGAAUGAUUUCGACAAUUCAUAAAUUUGAAACGGUUGAAUGCACUGGAAAAUAUAAAACUAUACAAAAACCGAAAUGCAUUGCAGAUUAUAAUUUAAACAUGAACGGUGUCGAUCUUGCAGAUCAAUAUCUAUCAUAUUACUCAAUAUUGAGAAAAACAAUUAAGUGGCCUAAAAAGAUAGUAUUAUAUCUCGUCAACUGCGGCCUGUUCAAUGCAUUCAAGAUUUAUAAUUCGUGUAAUAAUGAAAAAAUGAAAUAUAAAGAUUUUCUACUUGCUGUGAUGAAAUUGUGGACGACGGAAGAAAAAUCAACGGAUACAUUUAUGGAUGUAGGACAAAGUGUUUCAAAUACAACAAAUCACCUACGUGUCGACCCGCCAUGUAGACUCUCUGGUAAUAUGAAACAGCAUAUACUGGUACCAAUACGGAGUAAAGGCAAGAAGAAGUUCCCAACCAAACAAUGUAAAGUUUGUUCGUGCAAUGGAAAAAGGAGCGAAACAAGAUACUGUUGCCAAUUGUGCCAAACAGCAUUGCACAAAGGAGUAUGCUUUACCAAAUAUCACACUCUAAAUCAAUAUUCAAAUUUGUAUAAUAAAUAAUAGUUAAAAUGUAAAAAAUCUUAUAUA
This is a messenger RNA of Megalopta genalis, 1947 nucleotides long. Its product is annotated as piggyBac transposable element-derived protein 4. Lineage: Eukaryota; Metazoa; Arthropoda; Insecta; Hymenoptera; Halictidae. The record is from RefSeq and is a predicted model, not a curated record.